Molecule: messenger RNA, 1710 nt
Organism: Linum trigynum
Lineage: Eukaryota; Viridiplantae; Streptophyta; Magnoliopsida; Malpighiales; Linaceae
Source: the annotation of a GenBank genome assembly
ACUCGUUUGAACCAAGGCCAAACUGUAGUGGUCUUUUUUACAGGAAAGAGAGGACGAAACGGAUACCGGGAAAGCAAAAACGGGUGAAAAUCGCGGAGGGCCGCCGGCGCUGUUACCGGAGGAGAAGCUGCCGAAUCAAAUCUGAUUGAAGUCUCGGAGUCGAGGAACUGGAAUAGAGACAGAUAGCUACCUCCGGAAUCUGAAAUCGGGCUUUGCGGCUGCUACUGGAUCGUGGCACUUCAGAUGACAAAGUUAUAAUUGCCUGCAUUGUGAAGUCUACUGAAACUUGGAAAACUUUCUGAAACAGAGAGAAAUGGAGUCCAAGCGAAGCUCCAAAUUGAAUAUCGCAAUCAUUCACCCUGACCUCGGAAUAGGUGGAGCUGAGAGGUUGGUUGUCGAUGCUGCUGUUGAACUUGCAUCCCAAGGCCACAAGGUUCAUGUUUUUACAGCUCACCAUGACAGGAACAGAUGCUUCGAGGAAACUGUAGCAGGCACCUUUCCAGUUACUGUCUAUGGUUCCUUUCUUCCCCGUCAUAUAUUCUACCGGUUUCAUGCUUUAUGUGCAUACUUGAGGUGCCUCUUCGUCGCUCUUGGAAUGCUGUUCCUUUGGCCAUCUUUCGAUGUUGUAGUGGCGGAUCAAGUUUCUGUUGUUAUACCUUUGUUGAAACUCAAAAGAGCAACAAAGGUGGUGUUUUAUUGUCAUUUUCCAGACCUCUUGCUGGCUCAACACACAACGGCACUCCGAAGACUAUAUAGAAAACCUAUUGACUUCUUGGAAGAAAUUACUACUGGAAUGGCAGAAGUGAUACUAGUCAAUAGCAAAUUCACUGCAUCGACUUUUGCUCGGACAUUUAAGCAUCUUCAUGCACGGGGAAUUCAGCCUGCUGUUUUAUAUCCAGCUGUCAAUGUGGAACAGUUUGAAGAACCUCAUUCUUUCAAGUUGAAUUUUCUAUCCAUCAACCGUUUUGAAAGGAAGAAGAACAUAGAAUUAGCCAUUUCUGCUUUUGCCAAGCUCCAAAGCCUUGGGGAUGCUUCCUUGACUGUUGCAGGCGGAUAUGACGAGCGAUUGAGAGAGAAUGUUGAAUACUUGGAGGAGCUUAGAAGACUAGCAGAAAGAGAAGGAGUGUCUGACCGUGUUAACUUUGUGACAUCUUGUUCCACCAACGAAAGAAAUAACCUUCUCUCAGACUGUCUCUGUGUAAUCUAUACACCAAAGGAUGAACACUUCGGCAUUGUCCCAAUUGAGGCGAUGGCAGCUCAUAAACCUGUCAUUGCAUGCAACAGUGGAGGCCCAGUCGAGUCCAUCAACGAUGGAGUUACAGGAUUUCUCUGUGAUCCAACUCCGCAGGCGUUUUCGCAAGCCAUGGCCAAAUUCCUCGAGGAUCCAGAGCUCGCAAAGUAUGGGACAGGACGCCAGGCAACACGUGACAGAUUCAUUCUCUACUCGGAUUUUUGGGCAGCGCCUGAAUCAAUACGUUACCAGCAUUGCUGGCACUAAGCAAGAUUGAACUUCAACUUUUUUUGCAUACUUGGAUGAGCUUAAUACCAACAGCAUGAUUUUGCAAUUUUGUUCUCAGCCCGGCGCCCAUGGUGGUGGUGUUCUUGAACUCCAUACUUCCAAUUCUAGUUCGAAUUUAUAAAACAAAAAAUACAACCUUUAUUUAUUGUUCAUAACUCGACAUUGACUGAAAAGAAAAACAGAAGGAAGAC